GUGACCUCCGCUUGCGGAAGGAAGCGGGCCUUGGAGCCGGGAAGAUGGCGGCGGCGAAGCGGCAGCGUGGAGCCGGGAAGGGAAGCGCCGCGGGGCCGAAGAAGAAGCGGGCCAAGAAAGCGCCGGAAGGAAAGGACGACCCGGGGAACGGGCCGUCCUCAGGAGCUGACGCGGGCCGGGAUGAGCACUUCAUCCCUCCGCCGGUGUCGCAGGGCAAAUGGAUAAACAAAGAAAGGGUGCUCAUUUUCUCUUCUAGAGGCAUAAAUUUUAGAACACGACAUCUAAUGAAAGACUUGCGAACACUGAUGCCCCAUUCUAAAGCAGGUACGUGCCUCAUCUGUUACCUGCAGGUCUGUGAAAUGAAAAAUUGCAAUAAAUGCAUAUAUUUUGAAGCAAAGAAGAAGCAGGAUCUUUAUAUAUGGUUUUCAAACGUACCUCAAGGACCGUCAGCUAAAUUUUUAGUACAGAAUAUUCACACACUGGCUGAGCUGAAGAUGACAGGGAACUGUUUGAGAGGCUCCCGACCACUCCUGUCUUUUGAUGCGGCUUUUGACCAGGAGCCCCACUAUGCUUUGCUGAAGGAGCUGUUUAUUCAGAUUUUUAGUACACCACAGUAUCAUCCAAAAAGCCAGCCUUUCGUAGAUCAUGUCUUCACAUUCUCCAUAACAGACAAGAGGAUUUGGUUUCGGAAUUACCAGAUUGUAGAAGAUGAUGCAGCCCUGGUAGAAAUUGGGCCUCGCUUGGUCUUCAACCUUAUUAAGAUCUUCCAAGGCAGCUUUGGAGGACCAACCCUUUAUGAAAAUCCUCAUUACCAGUCGCCAAAUAUGCACCGGCGGGCAAUAAGACUGGCCACAGCUGCCAAAUUCAAAGAAAAGCAGCAAAUGAAGGAGCUUCAGAAAAUAAGGAAAAAGGAAGAGAAGGCGCUGAUUCCUGAAGAUCCCACAGAACAAGUUUUUGAAAUACCAGCUGAAGAAAAGCCAGUGGAUAUAGAGUUAGUAAAGCCGGAGCCAAAAAUUAACUUGAAAAAGAAAAAGAAGCUACAUCAGCGAGAGAGGAAAUUAAAAAAGAAACUUGGUGGAAUUAGAGCAUAGAAUAAUGAAGGGGCGGGGGAAAUUAACUGGGACUCCGUUGUGUGGACAUUUAAUUGAUUUUUAUUAUGCUUCUUGGUAAUUUGUGUACAAUAACUUUUGAAACUGUUUUUAUCACUUAUGGGGUACUUGUGCAUUUUUAAAAUAAAAUUUCUGUUGGGGCCCUUUAUUAAGCA
Messenger RNA from Pogona vitticeps (central bearded dragon), 1264 nucleotides. Lineage: Eukaryota; Metazoa; Chordata; Lepidosauria; Squamata; Agamidae. The record is from RefSeq and is a predicted model, not a curated record.